AUGAUGAAAUACGUACACCAAUCCAAGAACUUGAUGCUUACACCAUCAGAAAGCCUACUAUAUAUCGAAGGAAAGUUAACAAACACAGAGGGAAAUUAUACAAAGAGAUUGCGAUUUACAAACAAUGGUAUAGCUUUCUUAUUUAGAGAAAUUUGUUAUGAGUUAGAUGGUAUUACUAUUGAUGCCUUAAGAAAUGUAGGACUAGCAUCAACACUAAAAAGUUAUCUAUCCAGUAACACAAAUGAAAGUUUAAAACUGCAAAAUGCAGGUUGGUUUCCACAUAGAAAAGAAGAGGAUAGAAUCUUAGUUGAUGAUAAUGGAAAAUUCUCCGUAUCUAUCCCAUUAAAACUGCUAAUGGGAUUCUUUAAAGAUUAUAGAAAAUUAUACCAUGUUGCAGCAGCCCUUAUUAGAUCUAAUAAUGACUUAGAUGGAGUUUUCUUUAAGGAUGAUGUGACACCUCCAUCUACAACUUUAGAAACCCCAAAAGUUACUUUUGAUAAAAUCUAUUGGAAAGUACCGCACAUUUUAGUUGAUAUACCACAACAACUAGCUCUCACUAGAAUAUUGGAGUCAAAUAAAGAUAUAGUAAUUGGAUUUAGAAGCUGGUUAGAACUUGUUGAGUACUCUUCCCUAACUGAAACAACACGACACACAUGGCCUGUAAAAACAACUAGUAAACUUGAAGCUCCCCGUCAUGUAAUAAUUGCCUUUCAAGAAAAUCGAAAAGGAAAUGUUAAAAAAGAUAUGAGUCAAUUUGACGAUGUAGAUUUAACAAAUAUCAGAAUAUUUUUAAAUUCGAAAGGUAUCCUUAUCAUGACUUAUAUUUAA
Molecule: messenger RNA, 828 nt
Organism: Sitophilus oryzae (rice weevil)
Lineage: Eukaryota; Metazoa; Arthropoda; Insecta; Coleoptera; Curculionidae
Exons: 1
Coding region: 1-828 (275 amino acids)
Source: RefSeq, a predicted model, not a curated record